AUGGCAGCCAACAUGAUCGACAGUGACAACGACACCGCAUCUGAUAGCGAUUUAAACAUGAGUUUUGAGGAGUCUGAUUAUGGUGUGGAUUAUAUUUCUGAAGACGGAAUCCAGCCCUACCGAUUUGAACCGGAAUUACAAGAGGAUGUAUCCAGUGAGGAGGAAAAUAACCCUUCGGAAAGUGACGAUCGCUUGGCCAACAUAGAUUGGUGCCAAUGCAACAGAUGCCAACUAAUGCCAACUACAUCAGAAUGUGUGUGUUGCGAGGAGAUAUCUCAGGUAAAGCAUGUCCGUGAUGAAGUAGAUGGUAUAAGAUGUAUCACUGACCAUCCAGGAUUUCAAACAAUUUGUUUGGACAUCUUUGUGUUGAGAACAGCAUAUGAAGGCUACAGACAGUACCACAAUAGGAAUAUACCAGAAAGUUUGAAGCGAUACAGAUACACAGCUUAUAGACAACUGGCUCGUUGGUGUUGGGGAUUCUUAGGGAAAAAUGUGAGAGUUCCUCAUCCAUCAUGUGCUGUUUCACUGAUUAGGAGAACUUUUCCUGCUGAAGAUGACAAGUACACAGGGUUCAAUUAUUCAAAUUGA
Ylistrum balloti is the source of this 588-nucleotide messenger RNA. RefSeq lists its product as uncharacterized. The coding region runs from base 1 to 588 and encodes 195 amino acids. The record is from RefSeq and is a predicted model, not a curated record. NCBI's taxonomy places the organism in Eukaryota, Metazoa, Mollusca, Bivalvia, Pectinida, Pectinidae. The transcript is spliced from 3 exons.